GCGAUCCAAUUCACGAUCCAACGGUCAAAGUUAAUCGUCUUAGUCUCACACAAACCCCACAAAAUUAGGGAACUCUCUCCUUCAUCCAUCACCACUCGCGCCAUUCCCACACUUAAACAUUACCAUCACCAGACACCUUCACAUAUUUUCGCUCUCUCUUGUUUUCUAUUCUCUCUUCUUACAUUUUCCUUUCUCGUGUUUUCUGCUUCCAUUUUUUGGAGAAAAUUUUUAAAGAAAGAAGUCAUGGUGAAAGGUCCAGGAUUCUACUCCGAUAUCGGCAAGAAGGCUAGAGAUCUUCUGUACAAGGAUUACCAGAACGAUCGCAAGUUUACUCUCACCACUUACACUACCAGCGGAGUGGAAAUCACUUCAACUGGUCUCAAGAAGGGCAAUGUAUAUUUGGCGGAUGUUGCCACAAAGCUGAAGAACAAGAACAUCACGACUGAUGUCAAAGUGGACAGUAACUCAAAUCUCUUUACUACCGUUACGGUGGAUGAGCCUUCACCUGGACUCAAGACAAUUUUUAGCUUUAUUUUUCCGGAUCAAAAAUCUGGCAAGGUGGAGCUCCAGUACCAGCAUGAGCAUGCUGGAAUCAGCACUAGCCUUGGAUUGACGGCAAAACCCAUCGUUAACUUCUCUGGUGUUGUUGGAAAUAAUCUUGUCACUCUUGGGACAGAUGUUUCAUUUGAUACUGCAUCUGGCAACUUAACCAAGUACAAUGCAGGGCUGAGCCUCACCCAUUCUGACCUGAUUGCAUCUUUGAGUCUGAAUGAUAAAGGAGACACCCUCAUUGCCUCCUAUCACCAGAAUGUAAAUAUACUGACAAACACUGCUGUUGCUGCUGAGUUUUCUCAUAGCUUUUCCAGCCAUGAAAACAAACUCACUAUCGGAACACAACAUGCACUCGACCCCUUAACCUUGAUCAAAGCUCGUGUCAACAACCAUGGCAGGGCAACUGCUCACAUCCAGCAUGAUUUGUCCAUAAGAACCCGUUUCUCCAUUACUGCUGAAGUUGACACUGGUGCCAUUGACAAGAGUGCAAAGGUUGGCCUUGCUUUGGCCCUGAAGCCUUAAAGUCAGUUAUUUGUGAGUGAAAUGUCAUGCCCUAGUUAGCUGUAGGUUUUUCGCUUCAGAUUCCAGUUGGAGCAACCUUUGGUAGGUUAUUUUUUGAGCUACCUUUUGGAAGCCAAAUAAUUGGCACAAAAAAGUUAUUUACAUGUCUAAGUUUCAACUAUCCCCAAACAUAAUUAAUUUAAUUGAUAUAUUGCUGAGUACAAUUUCGAAGGUGAUUGUUUUUUAAUCCUACUUUUU
This is a messenger RNA of Arachis stenosperma, 1311 nucleotides long. Its product is annotated as mitochondrial outer membrane protein porin of 36 kDa-like. Gene Ontology annotation, biological process: monoatomic anion transmembrane transport. Gene Ontology annotation, cellular component: mitochondrial outer membrane. The transcript has 6 exons. Gene Ontology annotation, molecular function: voltage-gated monoatomic anion channel activity. The record is from RefSeq and is a predicted model, not a curated record. Lineage: Eukaryota; Viridiplantae; Streptophyta; Magnoliopsida; Fabales; Fabaceae. Bases 244 to 1074 code for a protein of 276 amino acids.